This is a messenger RNA of Triplophysa dalaica, 2924 nucleotides long. RefSeq lists its product as uncharacterized. The record is from RefSeq and is a predicted model, not a curated record. The transcript has 6 exons. The coding region runs from base 212 to 901 and encodes 229 amino acids. Lineage: Eukaryota; Metazoa; Chordata; Actinopteri; Cypriniformes; Nemacheilidae.
UCUUAGUCAAGGUUGUGCUGUAGAUAAUGUUCUUGUAGUUCAGUGGUUGAAGCAUUACGUCACUAACCCAAGAAGUUUUGGGUUUGAAUGACAGGUGCACCUACUGACUGAUGAGAUCAUAAUCUACAGCACAGCCUUAAUAAAACAAAAACAUUUUUUGUUUUCUUUUAUUGUAACUUUCGACGCGACUUCUUUUACAUUAUUCUGCACCAUGGACUUGUGCUUCAUCUUUCUCACUUAUCUGCCGUACUUCAUUGUACAAGGUGUGUUUGGUGAUGAAGUGAAGUCAGUGUCAGUGAUGGAGGGACAUUCUGUUACUCUACACACUGAUGUCAUCAAACAGAAAAAUGAUCUGAUCGUGUGGAGUUAUGGACCUGAAAACACCGUUGUUGCAAGAAUCAACGGUAAAGCCAGUAGCACCAAGUUAUCUGAGGAUGAGAUGUUCAUAGACAGACUGAAGAUGAACCAUCAGACUGGAGAUCUCACCAUCAGUGAUGUCAGAACUCAACACUCUGGACUUUAUACACUGAGGAUCAGCAGCAACAAUAAAGUCUCAUACAAGACAUUCCAUCUCACUGUCAAUGGUCAUUUACUUCCCCUGAAUCACAUAAAGCACGAUCAAGAUCUAGACAACACUGAACUCUGUCUGGAGUGUUCAGAGUCUCCUGACCAGCGGCUCAUUGUAAUAACAGCUGUCAGCUGUACUGCUGUGUUGUGUGUGAUCAUCAUCAUCAUCGUCAGCAUCAUCAUGAAGAAAAGAAAGGUGAACUCAUCAGAAAGUAAAAAUCAUCUGACUGAUGAAAUAAAAAGCAUCAAUUCCAUCAGCACAUGUGAAGAUGAAGAAUCCUCAAAGUGUCUGAAUGAAAAACAACAACACUGGAUUGAAGCAGGAUCAGUGUGAAGAUGUUUUGAUCAGUAUGUGUUACUGCACAUGUAGCCGCCCCUUUAACAGACGCAUGAGCGAAAGUCACUUUAGUAGAGAACAUCAGAGCUUCCCAAAAAAACGCUCCUAUUGCCCCUUCUGUCUCACUAGUAAUAUUUGCUUUUAGUCAUUUAUCAGAUGCUUUCAUCCAAAGUGACUUACAUAUGAGUCAGAACAAGAGAAGCAGUCAGUGCAACAACAAGGGCACCACUGCUAAAGUAGAAGAGGAGUCUGUGUUAUCGUGUCAGGUGUAGAGAUGUGUCUUUUAGUCCAGUCUUUGAGAUUGGUAAAGCAGAAGAAGACAGAUCAUCUCACCAUCGUGGAACAGUUCCAGAAGGUGCAUGAAAGUGAUUUUGUGCCUUUUUGUGAUGAUACCACAAGACACGGUUCAUAAGCAGAGCUCAGGGAUCUAGAGCCGUGGUUCUCAAACUGGAGGCCACUAGAUGCAUUGUGUGGUGAUUUAUGAAAUAUAUAAAUUUAUCCCAGAUUUAACUCAAUCAAACGUCAGAAAAAUAAGACCACCAACCAAAAGAGUUGAAGUUCCAGGAGUGUGUAACUGAAUAUAUUUUUGGUUUACUUAAAAUUCAAAGAUUACAAUUAUUAAUCUUUAAUUGGGGGGUCACAAAGCAGUGCACUCCACACAAAGGGGGCCUUAAGCCUGUGGCAUACUGAUUUUUUUAAGUGUAGGUAAGCAUACAUGGGCAGCCUAAUGCACAGCCUUGCACAGAAUACAUCCUUCGGUGAGGUUUUCUUCUACUACCUCAAAUCGAUGCACCCAGGACACGGUUGCCACGUGGGGGUCAAACUAAUUACUGCAAGAAAUUUAAAGACCUGCACAUACUUUUUAAGUAAAGUAAAAUAAUUCUGUUUAUGAGCGUUUUUGGACAUGGACAUUUUUUGUCCAUUUUGAACCUUAAUGUUUGUUUUUUGUUUAAAAAAAUCUGUCAUUGGUCAAAAAAAUAAGGCGUCACAAUGAAUGAUGAUGUACUUAUUAACAUUUCCAAAACAUAUAAUAUUUUUUUUUAAACAGUGGUAUCAUGUGAACAAAUGUGAUGAAAUUGUAAGAUUAACUCGAUCCCCAUUACAUUUUUAAGGCUAUGGUUUUUCAUUAUUGUAGAUUCUAUAUUUUUUAUUUUAAUGUAAUUAGAUACGUUCCUACUCUCACCUAUGGUCAUGAGCUGUGGGUCAUGACCGAAAGGACAAGAUCCCGGAUACAGAUGGCCGAAAUGAUCUUUCUCCGCAGGAUGGCUGGGCGAUCCCUUAGAGAUAGGGAGAGAAGCUCGGUCACUCGAGAGGAGCUCAGUGUAGAUCCGCUGCUCCUCCACAUCGAGAGGGGCCAGCUGAGGUCUUUUCCAGAUGCCCCCUGGACGCCUUCCCGGGAAGGUGUUCCGGGCAUGUCCCACCGGGAGGAGACCCCGGGGAAGACCUAGAACACGCUGGAGGGACUAUGUCUCCCGGCUGGCCUGGUAACGCCUCGGUGUCCCCCCGGAAGAGCUGGAGGAAGUGUUUAGGGAGAGGUAAGUCUGGGCAUCCCUGCUUAGACUGCUGCCCCCGCGACCCGGCCCAGGAUGAAGUGGAAGAAAAUGGACGGAUGGAUGGAUGGAUGUAAUUAGAUGAGAAUUACAAAUUUUUAACAUAAGCUAUAGUCAGUUCAGACUCUUUUUGUAAUAAAAACUGAUAGAUGUUUUUUGUAUAGGCUUUUCUUAUGUCAUUACUGUCUGUUUACAUGUUUACUGUAAACAACUGUGAUUCAUUUUGGGCUGUGGGCAAUAUUUUCCACGAUAAGAAAUGGCAGUAAUCUGUAGCAUUUAAGCAUUAUAUGUUUCAAUUGUUUUACGUGAUGCAUGGGCUUUGUUUUUGAAAAAGCUCAAUGGCGCUGAUGUUUCACGUGACUUUGAGUAAGACUUUGCCUGUCCGUGAUUUUUGUUCUCAUGUCUGUAAUAUAUGUGGACAAUAUUAAAACACUAAUUAAAGAGGAGAAGUGAGAUAUUUGAAGACUGAA